UGAUCCUCACCCUUGCACAUGCUACUGGCAACCCGGUUAAAGUAGACCUCUCCACUCCUCAGUAUGGGGCAGGGUCGAGCCUGUAAGUAUACCUAAUAGACAUGGCCGCGUAGUUUUUCUCUAAUACUACCUCGCUGCACAAGAAUUUCGCACAGUGUUGGUGUGUUUCUAUCAUAUUUGACUAUGGUAUACCUACAGCUCCUGCUCUACGUUUUCGCUUUUUGCAGGAUAGCCUUUGCCAGAGACAAGGGCGAGACCAAGAUUGACAGGCGGAAGGUUGUUCAGCAGUUUAACCCAUGUCGCCGUGCUAGUUCAGAUACUACGCCGUUGCAAGUAGGAAACGGCAACUUCGCAUUCGGAGCCGACAUCACAGGGCUGCAGACGUUCAACCCUUAUGGGACUCUGUCAACGUGGGGAUGGCACAACUUCAGUCUCCCUACGACUCCUGGUCAAACAUCGGUGGACGACUUCACUGGCCUGGACUGGUGGAGUCAUGACCGGCUGGUUAAUUUCAAUCAGCCAAAUCCUGCUGAAAAUGACAUUUCGAACUGGUUGAUACAGAACCCCCAAAGAGUCAAUCUAGGUAGUAUCGGUUUCACUUUCGAUGACGAAGAUGUUACUCAAGACAUGCUAGAAACCAAGUCGCAGACCCUUGAUCUCUGGACUGGAAAAUUGUCUUCAACCUUCACCUACAAGGGCAAGAGAGUCAGCGUUGAGACAUGGUCAGACUCGGGUUCCGAUACUGUCGGUAUAAGUGUCGAGUCAUCCUUGCUGUCGGAUAAUACGCUGGGGAUCUUCUUCGACUUCCCCCUGCCGACUCGAAACAAAUUUGAUACACCUUUUGUUGGCGUCUUCAACGCAACUGCUAAUCAUACCACCACUUUGACUUCUGGAAAGAAGAAUGCCACGAUCAGGCAUGACCUGGAUGCCACAUCGUACUCUGCUUCGAUUGAGUGGGAUUUUGCCAGCAAGAUAUCUGGCCCUAUCAACAACACACACCGGUAUCUGUUGGCAGGAGAAAAUGGAACCGAAACACUUCAUCUCGUGGUCACCUACUCACCAGAGCCUGUUUCCAAAUUACCAUCUUUGGAGGAUGUAAGCAAGGCCUCUAUAAGAUGGUGGGAGGAGUACUGGACUUCGGGAGCUUUUAUCGACUUGACUGCGUCGUCUUCGGCCAAUGCUACUGAACUACAGCGAAUAACAGUUUUAUCACAAUACUUAGAGGCCGUAAAUGCUGCUUCUUUAAAUCCGCCUCAAGAGUCUGGUCUGGUCAGUAAUGGAUGGUAUGGCAAAUUUCAUCUGGAAAUGGUAGUUUGGCACCUAGCCCAUUUCGCACGUUGGAACCAAUGGCCGCUCUUACGACGGAGCAUGCCAAACACCUACUACCAGUUCCUCUCAUCUUCUCUCGAACGUGCUCAGACACAGGGUUAUGAGGGCGCUCGCUGGGGAAAGAUGACAGACCCAACAGGGCGUUCUACACCAGGCGAGAUCAACUCGCUUCUCAUCUGGCAGCAGCCACAUCCCAUGUACUUCGCAGAGCUUGAAUACCGAUCAUUCCCCUGUAACAAGACCCUGGCCUCCUGGGAUGAAGUCUUGACCGCUACAGCGGACUUCAUGGCGAGUUUCGCUUGGUGGAACGAGACUACUGGAGUAUAUGAUCUGGGUCCGCCGACGUAUCCCGUUUCUGAAAACACGAACCCCAACUCCACGGUGAACCCAGCAUUCGAGAUUGCGUAUUGGAGGUUUGGGCUCGAUAUCGCGAUACAGUGGAAGGAAAGACAGGGACUUUCAAUCCCGGAAGAGUGGAUUAGGGUCCGCGAUAAUCUGGCGCUCUUGCCCCUGACCUCCGACAGCGAGACAUAUGCAGUGUACGAAGGAAUCCCCAACAUGUGGCAGGACACAACCGUGCAAGACCACCCAGCAAUGGCUGGAAUCUUUGGGCUCCUCCCGCCUCCUAGCAGCGGACCGCCUCUGAACAUGACAAUAGUUCAGAACACGCACGACCAUAUUUCUCAGCUAUGGGACCUUGCGGACUGCUGGGGCUGGGACUUUCCUAUGCUAGCAAUGAACUCUCUAAGAAUAGGAAAUGUAGAACAGGCCAUUGCGUACUUGCUGGAUCCUUUAUUUGAGUUUGAUGAUGCUGGGUAUCCGGUUGGCGGGGUGAGGGUUGCCACACCAUAUUUUCCGGGCUCAGGAAGUUUCCUCCUGGCCAUGGCCAUGUUGGCUGGUGGGUGGGAUGGCAGUGAAGGCUCGCAUUUCCCCGAUGAAUGGAACGCAAAGGUCGAGGGUUUCAUUCCUGGGCUGUAAUAUCAUCCCUACGAUCAAAUUGAUCUUAUCCGCUCUCUUUACUUAGUCCCAUGGUGUAUUGUGCUCUGCAAUCCACUCUCUUCCUACG
Truncatella angustata is the source of this 2395-nucleotide messenger RNA. Its product is annotated as Six-hairpin glycosidase-like protein. Gene Ontology annotation, biological process: carbohydrate metabolic process. The record is from RefSeq and is a predicted model, not a curated record. The transcript is spliced from 4 exons. Lineage: Eukaryota; Fungi; Ascomycota; Sordariomycetes; Amphisphaeriales; Sporocadaceae. The coding region runs from base 184 to 2307 and encodes 707 amino acids.